Ostreobium quekettii is the source of this 1068-nucleotide messenger RNA. Lineage: Eukaryota; Viridiplantae; Chlorophyta; Ulvophyceae; Bryopsidales; Ostreobiaceae. The record is from the annotation of a GenBank genome assembly.
AUGAAGUCCAGCUCAGAUGGGGCGAUGGCCGAGAGGGCCAAGGCCCGCUUCGACGCGCACUUGCAACAGUUGCCGGGUUCCGAAGGCGGUGGACCCGCCCCCACGCCUGAAGCCCGUGCGCCGCCCUUAGACGAUGCUGGAAGCAGCCGGCAGAGGCAGCAACGGGGUAACGGCGUGGCCUCUUUUCCCGCCCCGGCAGAGGCGUCAGCUGCGGACCAGGCCACUGCCUCACACGCCGCACCAAAGAUGCAGCCGGGAACGGCCCCUCGGGCCCCUGGCUCCCGCACAGGUACCACCGCCAAGACACCGAGUGGCCGCCCUCCCCGCAAGCGCCUCUCAAUUCCCCGCGUCUCCCAGAUGUUCAUCCAAGCCGUCCAAUGCACCCAAAGCCCUCAGACACCCGAGGACCAAAUUUCCGGAAUCACUACUCCCACGCCGACGAUUAACCCGUGGAUGAAGAGCGGGGCGACGAACUCAACGACGGUGGACGGCGUUUCUUCGCCGACUGCGGUCGGUCCGUCGUCCACGGACGCGGGGUAUCCUGGCGUCGUCGAGGAGGGGUCGUCGGUGUGCGGGGGGAAGAACUCGACGGCGGAGUUCGGGAAGAGGUACGCGGUGCUGAGGGUGAAGGUGAAGCGGUCGUACAGGAAGCGCAGGAUGGAGGUUCGUCGACAGCUGGACGAGAAGCUGUGGAAGCGGGAGGUGCCCCACGUGCCGAAGGUGCAGGCGCGGUCGGUGGACGUCGAAGAGGUCCCCCGGAAGGCACAAAGCCCGCCGAUGAUCGGCUCGCUCGAAGUGGUGCCUUGGACAAACGCGGAGGAGGCCAUGGCGUUCCGAAGCAUCAAGGUGGAAAGCCCGGUCGUCAAUGUGCUCCCAGAACCAGAGUACGAGGAGUCUUGCAUAAACGCCUUUUGGUGCCUGUGGAUCCUAGGAUUCUUGUUCCCGCCCCUGUGGCUGGCCGGCGCGACUGGCGUUCUGACCAACUCCCAGUCCGGCUUCAUCGCCGGAAUGACUAACGUCGUGACGCUGCUGGUAGCCGGCAUCACUAUCGCAAUUUUCACUGUCUAG